Messenger RNA from Colletotrichum spaethianum, 939 nucleotides. RefSeq lists its product as uncharacterized. The transcript is spliced from 2 exons. Bases 1 to 939 code for a protein of 312 amino acids. The record is from RefSeq and is a predicted model, not a curated record. Lineage: Eukaryota; Fungi; Ascomycota; Sordariomycetes; Glomerellales; Glomerellaceae.
AUGCUGGGGGCGUCCGUGUACGCCAGUGCGACCAAUGUCAUGGAGAGAACUGGAGCGAAUCCAGACCUCCCUUCACCCGACGCAGUCUACGAGAUGGCCCUAGCGCUGAUCGCCUCAAACUUCUCCGUCUUCCCCGUCAUGCUGCUGUAUGCACUUGCCAAACACGACGGACACCGGAAGUGGCUGCACCGGUCGGUUCUCUUUCUUCUCUGGGGUCUCAGCGUUACCGUCGUCUACCUUGCCCCGAGAGGUGAACUCGAUUACUCACUUCGGAAGAGCGGCCAAAGGAACUUUGAAUGUGAUCAGCGCGGCUCGCAGUACUGGCACGUUGUCAAAGCCACACAGUUCUUGGUUGUCGGCCUACCACUUUUGUGGCUUGUCCUCACGGUUUUUGUCACUACUGGGUUCAAGAUUCCGGGCAUGGUCGACAAGCCAUGGGUCAAAAGAUGGCGAUCUAUGUGGCGAAUUAUGAUCGCUUGGAUCAACAUGCUUAUCAUGUGGGGGAUCUUGGCCUAUUUUACUUACUUCCGUCAGAAGAUCAUUGACGCAGCUGAUGGCCUCGACAAAAACGACAAAUGGACCUUUGGCCAGGUUCUUGCUCUGGCGGCGUGGGCACCGAUCUUGGCUGAAAUCUUUUACAUCCUCGCUUUCGGUUUGGAAGACGGCUUGACGGGCCACAUGCCUGCCGGCUAUCACGCUACGCACAUCGCUCAGCCGGAUCCCAACAUGGAAGUUCCUCUCCUUGACCAAGGCUAUAAUAUGAAGCAUGCUUCGGUAAUAUCAGUAUCUACGACGAUGACCUCUCCCACAACCCCAGCCCAGACGCAACCAACAAUGUGGCAGCAGGAUCCAGGAUACCAGCCAAUCCAUAUGCAGCAGCAGCACCCACACGUACAACAUCAACUUACCUGGGAUGGAUAUUAUCACACCGGAUGGUAG